AUGGACCCAAUUAGAGCUCCAACUUCGUCUCCGGAAACAACCUCUAUGCCAACUUCACUAAAAGAACUGACUUCUCCAACAUCCGCUUGGGUUGAUGAAGUUACAACACUUGCACCGACAACCCCGAGAGAGACAAGCUCACCCAAAUUCUCAGCACCGGACUGGAAGAUCACAAUCCAAAACCGCGAUGGCUCGACUAGUGAAGUAGACAUGCGGCAGGGAGAAAUCAGGAUUAGCAUGAUACCAGACAAUACUACAAAGAGCAAAGAGUCAUCAGCCGACGAGCCCCAGGUUGAAAAGCUGGAUACUUCAAAAGAUAAAUCCAAUCUCCGCAAGGAACGAAUCUGGGUGAUUGGCCAACAUACGUUGACAGCAUCAUCUGCUCUCGCCAUUAUCGCCGUCUCAAUACUCACCCUCGUCGCGUAUUCGAAGACCAAGCACAUCAACGGCGCCUGGCCUGAAGUGGCCCAGCUCAGCCCCACCAUCGUACUGUUAAGCAUGGCAUGUCUGACAGUCACCGCAGAUGUUAUUACACUGGGCAUCCAUUCCUGUCACGGCCGAGCCGCUGCUAGUGCGAGACGGAUGGUACAGCGUGUCCGCAGCGCUAUGGGAAUUAUACAAGCAGUAGCUGGAGCAGCGGGUGCGGGAAUUUUCAAACAUGCUAAGGAUACAUCCAACGGUGCGGAUUUGUGGGGGUGGGCCUGUUCUCCUGCGGCAGAUAACAUGGGUGCAGUGAACAACUCCAGCACGCUCUGUUCAAGCAAUCAAGCUGCGUGGAUCCUCAAUCUUCUACAGGUUGCAAUCCAUACUCUGUCUUUUGCAUUGGCACUGUGGACAUUGUUCAAACCUGGCCAGGACUUUAAGACCAAGAUGACAGAAGCCGAGGGCUUGCUGGAAGAAUCAAAGAAAGAGGAGACAAAUAUGAACAAGACACUGGGAUUGAAACCUACCUUCGCAGACGAAAGCUAA
This is a messenger RNA of Hyaloscypha bicolor E, 969 nucleotides long. RefSeq lists its product as uncharacterized. The transcript has 3 exons. The record is from RefSeq and is a predicted model, not a curated record. Lineage: Eukaryota; Fungi; Ascomycota; Leotiomycetes; Helotiales; Hyaloscyphaceae. The coding region runs from base 1 to 969 and encodes 322 amino acids.